UUUCCUGUACGUAGUACGUUGACAGCGGAAGUAAACAAAGAGCACGUCGCAGUCAAGCGCUGUAUCUGACUUGCGAGAGAUUGGUCCUUAUUGUCAUUGUUAAAUGUUCUGUAAUUUUGUUUGGCAUAUUAGAUUAUUACAUAGUCACUGUCUUCGUCAAUACUUGUUUGUUAGACUCGACAAAUGCAUAAUUUGUUAAUUCUUUAUCUUGUUUGUUAUGUAGCGCUAGCGUGGCUAACAGAGCAGUAGUAGUUUCUUUAAAUCUUUUUGAGUCUAUUAAAUCCUUUUGGACAAACAAAGACAUUAACAUAUGGACAGUUUCGGUUUCGAAUCAAUAUAAAGUAGCAAAAUCAUCUGAAAACGAGGGCAUAUCUCCAUUAAAGUAUCAAAAAUGAACGGACAAGCUGAAGUAGAGGUGGAUUACAAGAGAAAAUACAAAAAUCUCAAACGCAAAUUAAAGUUUCUAGUAUAUGAGCAAGAGUGUUUUCAGGAGGAGUUGAGAAGAGCUCAGAGGAAACUAUUAAAAGUUUCUAGAGACAAAAGUUUUCUGUUGGACAGGCUGUUGCAGUAUGAAAGAGUGGAUGAAGAGUCUUCUGACUCUGAUGCGACAGUUUCCUCAGACAGCGAUGGAGAGGGAGCCAGAGAGAGAGACAGGGAUGCAGGGAAAAAGAGGAGAAGUCCUGGAGUUCCUCCCGUCCCGUCGGCCUCAUCUCCUCAUCUCUCACUCCUGUCCCGUUCUGGUGCGGUUCCUCUCCAGUCAUCUGCUCCAGCACAGUACCUCAACACAUUACCCUUUCCUCCUGAGUAUUUGGCUCCCUCUGCUGAGCGUGUGAAGAAAGAGAGAAAAACAAAACUGGCCAAACAGAGGAAAGACGGUUCAGGGAAGGUGGUUGGCCCACUCACGUCUAGUUACCCUGCAGGCGGUGGUGCAGCUGGGGCUGCGAGUGGGCCGUUCAGCUGGGUCCCACAGCAGAUGCUGAGUGAGGAUGCAGCCGAGGAAGAGGGAGACAGCGAGGGAGAUAGUGACCAAGGAGAGGAGGAGAGAGGAGAGGGUGACGAGGCAGAGCUGGUCAUUGACAUACCCAAUGAGUGAAGGUGCCAAAGGAAACUGCAAGCAAAACAUUUCAGUUUUUCAAAAUUAUUUUUUGUUUAAUGUUGUUUUAAUGUCCUCUGCUAAUUUUUUUUUUUAUUAAAUAUUUAAAAUCUA
This is a messenger RNA of Ctenopharyngodon idella (grass carp), 1207 nucleotides long. RefSeq names its product INO80 complex subunit E (gene ino80e). The transcript is spliced from 8 exons. Gene Ontology annotation, biological process: chromatin remodeling. The record is from RefSeq and is a predicted model, not a curated record. Lineage: Eukaryota; Metazoa; Chordata; Actinopteri; Cypriniformes; Xenocyprididae. Gene Ontology annotation, cellular component: nucleus; Ino80 complex. Bases 392 to 1093 code for a protein of 233 amino acids.